Messenger RNA from Cryphonectria parasitica EP155, 792 nucleotides. RefSeq lists its product as uncharacterized. The transcript has 4 exons. NCBI's taxonomy places the organism in Eukaryota, Fungi, Ascomycota, Sordariomycetes, Diaporthales, Cryphonectriaceae. The record is from RefSeq and is a predicted model, not a curated record. The annotation marks the transcript as partial.
CCCGACGGCCUGGGCAUGGCCACUCUGGUCGUCACUGUCGUGCUGGCUGUUCUGUGCAUCAUAGUAGUUGGGAUGCGAACCUGGACUCGAAUUCAGACCGGCAAAUACGGACUUGACGAUGGUCUUAUGAUUAUAGCCGUGGGGAUAUACACUGCGUGCUGUGUCUUCACCUGUUUGGGUGUGUACACUGGGCUGGGAACCGCUGAUGGACGUCUCAAUACAUGGAAUAAGACUGAGACUACCAAGAACAUCAUCUUUUUCCAGUUAACCUACGCCUGUAGCCUACCGUUCAUCAAAGCUUCCAUUUGCUUGACGAUGCUAAGAAUUAUCACCGAAAAACCUUACCGGAUCACUAUCUGGGCGGCCAUGGCAGCAUCCGUAGCUAGUGGAGUGAUUGGCUUCAUCGCCGUCGCGUCUCUCUGCCAACCUAUAUCCUUCUACUGGGAUACCUCCAUCAAAGGAGGAUGGUGUGCUUCAGUGUCGAUCAUCACAGGACUCUCAUACAUGAUCUCGGUACUGGCCAUUAUAACCGACUGGACCUGCUCCCUGGUUCCAUGCAUCGUCGUGUGGAACCUGCAGAUGAAGAGUCGGCUGAAGGUGUCCGUCUGUGCUGUCCUCGCCCUGGGUAUUGUGGCGAGCGCUGCAACGGUGAUUCGAUUGCCUUAUUUAAGAUAUUACAACAUUGUGACAAAUUAUGAUUACAAUGUUUGCAACAUCCUUCUCUGGUCCAUCAUCGAGUGCGGCGUGGGUAUCUUGGCAGGCUCUCUGCCUUCGCUACGGACACUACUCAAG